AAAAAACUUUUUUGUAUCGAAGGAAUCAACAGCCGCCAUCUUGUCGUGGCUCGGAAUUAGGAUUUCGGUUCAACACUGGUUUUUAGAUAGAACAUCGAGCAUCCUGACCGCGAUCUGACAGCGUCCUUCCCCUAAAAACGAAAUCUUAACAUCCCCUCGGAGACAUUUUGUGCGAAAAAACGGGGAUUUGAUCGGUGGUCGUCGGGCAAAAAGGCUCCGUAUAUCUGAUUUCCCCUUCAGAGUGCGGCGAUUCAGCCACUGUCGCCGUCCAGGAGCAGUAUUGUUUACCGUGAGCAAGCGGAGACAAGAUAGUGACUUUCGAGUUGACUUGCAAAAAUACUGCAUUUUUAUGCAAUUGUGCAUUUUUGUGGAGCUUCGCGCGAUUUUUGCAUGAAGAAAUUUGACGUCACGCAAAAUGGGUACUUGGAGCAUCUAGACAUUACGAUUCUCCCACGGAGUGCAGCAGUCCUGCGGAUUAUUAUUAUUACAGUGUCAUUUUGAUUUUCGAUUUUUACAUGGGGGAUAUUUUAUUUUGGUUUAUUUAACGAUAAUAAUGUGGGUGUUGGGUGUUGGAUUAUCAUGGGGUGAAUGGCAGUGGCGAAGCGGGGCGCUGUUGCAUCUCUUUUGAAAGACUCGCAGCAAGCUAACGCUAACAGUUAAUUUAGCUAGUAGCAGGCAAUUAGCUAGCUAUUAGCCAGUUAGCUAACGCUAGCAGGCUGCCAGCUUGCUAAUGUGUUAACCGGGAAGCUUCGGGUUGAUACAACAACUUCCCUGUCAUAAGGUAACAAUAUUUAUCAAGUUAAGUAACGAGCCGGGCAUAGAGAACAACUAUGGCUGAUAACCUGCUGGACGUCGGACCUCCCAACUCUAAGCGGCCGAAGCUGAGUUCACCUGCCCUGUCAGCGUCGGAUGGACCAGAUCUGGGGUCACUAUCCUGGGAUGAUUUGGAGAAUGACCUUCCCGAUGAGUUGAUCCCUAAUGGAGGAGAUCUGGGCCCGAUGGGUGGGAUGCCUUCAAAUGUUGGAGCAGCACCUGGCCCCGGUGGAGCUUCUGGUGUACCGGACGCAGCCGCCAAGCACAAGCAGCUCUCAGAGCUCCUUCGAGCAGGAAGCAGUAUCGGGGCCGCAGGGCUGAAUUCAGCUAGCCCUCAAACAGGCGUUUUGGGUCCUCAGCUGGGGACACCAAUGAGAAAGAGCCCCAUUGGACAGGGUUCCCCCAACAACCACCCCUCUCCCCAGGCCCAAAAAGCAGGAACCCCAACAGGAGUAGGAGGACAGAAUAACAACAAUAGUCCUGCAACAAUGGGCUUCAACCAGACCAUGAUCAACAAUAACCAGGGUCACGCCGGGCUCAUGGCCCAGGGCGGGCAGUCCCAACCUGGGCAGGUGAUGAAUGGGGGUCUCGUGCCUGACGCUGGGAGAGGACGGGGGGCAGGGGUAGCAGGCAUGCAGUACCAGGUACAGAAAAUGCAGGGAGCGGCUCCAGGACCAGGAGGAGCUGGAAGUGCGUUGGCAGAAACACUCACCCAGGGAGCACAGCCGAUGGGGGCCCACCCCACGCUCAGUGCAGCCCAACAGGCGGCCAACAUGAACAAGCAGCCGCAGCAGCAGGCGGCGGCGCUCCCACUGUCCGGCGGCGGGGGUGUGGCGGUAUCAUCGGUGGGCCCCACAGCCGACCCAGAGAAGCGCAAGCUGAUCCAGCAGCAGCUGGUCCUGCUGCUGCACGCUCACAAGUGCCAGCGACGGGAGCAGGCCAAUGGGGAGGUGAGGGCCUGCGCCCUGCCGCACUGCCGCACCAUGAAGAACGUCCUCAACCACAUGACCCACUGCCAGGCCGGGAAGUCCUGCCAGGUGGCACACUGUGCGUCGUCCAGACAGAUCAUCUCGCACUGGAAAAACUGCACGAGACACGACUGUCCUGUCUGCCUGCCGCUGAAGAACGCCAACGACAAGCGCACCCAGCAAACCAUGCUAGGCUCCCCCAAUGCGAGCCUCCAGAACGCCAUGUCCUCCGUUGGUGUGGGCCAGCCCAGUACUCCCACCAUCAAUACCUCAACCCCCAUAGACCCCAGCUCCAUGCAGAGAGCAUACGAGGCACUUGGGCUGCCCUACAGCAGCCAGACCACUGGGCAGGCCCGGGGGGCCGCGGGCCAGACUGGAGGCGCACCCAACACACAACAACAGCAGCUCCCGCAGAUGAGACCCAUCAAUGCACUUGGUAACCAGAUGGCUCUUGGAGGCGGGACUCCGGGCGUGACCACUUCAGAUCAGACGAACCUGCACACAGACGCCCUCCCCAACACACUCAACACUAACAAUCAGCUGCUGUCAGACGGGUCCUCUGUGGGCUCGCUGGGUAACCUUCCCACAGCAGCACCCAUCUCUGCCACAGGCACCAGGAAAUCCUGGCACGAGCACGUCACUCAGGACCUGAGGAAUCACCUCGUGCACAAGCUAGUACAAGCCAUAUUCCCCACGCCUGACCCGGCAGCUUUGAAGGACAGACGAAUGGAGAACCUGGUGGCUUACGCCAGGAAGGUGGAGGGGGACAUGUACGAGUCCGCUAACAGCCGGGAUGAAUACUAUCACUUCCUGGCUGAGAAAAUCUAUAAAAUCCAAAAGGAGCUGGAGGAGAAGCGGCGCUCCAGGCUACAGAAGCAGAUCAUCAACCAGGCUCCUCUGGCCGCCCAGGGGAACCAGCAGCCCGGCCUCCCCCAGCCCAAUGCCUUCAGCCCAAGGCCACAGAAUGGGCCUGUUCCUCUGCCCAACAUGCCAAAUCAAAUCAUGAAUCGCAUGCAGGUUUCACAAGGAAUCAACCAGUUCAACCACCUGGCUCUGCCCAACGCCCAGAUAUCCCAGACACCAAUGGGAGCCCGAGCCGCCUCACCCAUGAACCACCCACAGCAGAUGAACAUGAGCUCCGUCCCAGCGAUGGGCAUGUCCCCCUCCAGGAUGCCCCAGGCUCAGGGCAUGAUAGCGGCACAUGUCGGUGCUAACAUGGUCGGCCAGACGGCUAGCCAGGGACAGUUCCUGGCUCAGACCCAGUUCCCUCCAGGAUCAACUGCAGUCGCUGCAACGGGGGCCUUGAAUGUCACCGUGGGGCCCGGCAUGGGCCAGCCACCUGCACAGGCUGCCAUCACCCAGCAGCAGCAGGGCGCUAACCUCCCCAUGAAUGCACUUGGCCCCUCGAUGGGCCCUCAGCUAGCCUCCUCCCAAACCCCCUUGCACACCACGCCUCCUCCUGCCGUCUCCACGGCUGGGGGGGCCACUAACCUGCCACACCCCCAGCCCUCCAGCCGCAGCUCUACCCCCAACCUCCCUGGCCCCGCCCCAGCCCCGGGUGCCACCCCGCCCCGCCCCACCCUGCCCCCACCCCCGGCGGAGCUCCCUGCUGCGCAGCCUCCGCCCCUGCCUCAGCCCCCUUCCACGCCGCUCUCUCAACCAGGGGCCAGUCUAGAUAACCGGGUGCCGACACCGGCCUCGACCAUCAGCGCUGACCUGCCUGCACAGGAGGUCAAAGCAGAAGCACACCGGGAGCAAAAAGGGUUUGAGGCCGCAGGCGGCAAAACUGAGCCCAAGAUGGAGACUGAGGAAGACUCUGCUUCAACGGUGCUGGUGAAGAAGGAGGAGCCAGAUGUAAAGCCGGAGCGAAUGGAGGUGGAGGAGAAAAAGCCAGAAAUGAAGACAGAACCCAAAGAAGAAGAAGAGGGCGGAGCCAACGGCUCAACCUCCUCAUCCCCCACUCAGUCACGGAGGAAAAUCUUUAAGCCCGAGGAGUUGCGCCAGGCUCUGAUGCCUACUUUGGAGUCUCUCUACAGGCAGGACCCCGAGUCGCUGCCCUUCAGACAGCCAGUGGACCCCAUGCUCCUGGGAAUCCCUGACUACUUUGACAUAGUGAAGAACCCUAUAGAUCUGUCCACGAUAAAGCGAAAGCUCGACACGGGCCAAUACCAGGAGCCGUGGCAAUACGUUGAUGACGUCUGGAUCAUGUUCAACAACGCCUGGAUCUACAACCGCAAGACGUCCCGCGUCUACAAGUACUGCUCCAAACUGGCCGAGGUGUUCGAGUCCGAGAUCGACCCCGUCAUGCAGCUCCUGGGCUACUGCUGCGGGAGGAAGUACGAGUUCUCCCCUCAAACCCUUUGUUGCUAUGGCAAGCAGCUCUGCACCAUCCCUACUGGAGGAACAUACUACAGUUACCAGAACAGGUAUCAUUUCUGUGAGAAGUGCUUCAAUGAGAUCCAGGGGGAGAGUGUGACGCUAGGGGACGAUCCCGCACAGCCACAGACGAGAAUAUCAAAAGACCAGUUUGAACGAAAGAAGAACGAUGUUCUCGACUCUGAACCGUUUGUUGAUUGUAAAGAUUGUGGACGGAAGAUGCACCAGAUAUGCGUCUUACACUACGACACCAUUUGGCCAUCUGGAUUCAUCUGUGACAAUUGUUUAAAGAAGAGUGCAAAAACACGGAAGGACAACAAGUUCUCUGCAAAACGGCUGCAGUCCACACGGUUGGGAAUGUACAUAGAGGACCGUGUGAAUAAAUACUUGAAGAGACAGAACCACCCGGAGGCCGGAGAGGUGUUUGUGCGGGUGGUGGCGAGCUCCGACAAAAUAACGGAAGUAAAACAGGGCAUGAAAACCAGGUUUGUGGACACAGGUGAAAUGCAAGAGACCUUCCCCUACAGAACCAAAGCACUUUUCGCCUUCGAGGAGAUUGACGGCGUGGACGUGUGUUUCUUUGGCAUGCACGUGCAGGAGUACGGCUCAGAGUGCGCAUUCCCCAACACUAGACGGGUCUACAUAUCAUACCUUGACAGUAUUCACUUCUUCAGACCUCGGAUUCUACGAACAGCAGUUUACCACGAGAUCCUCAUCGGCUAUCUGGAAUAUGUCAAGAAACUCGGGUAUGCCCAGGGCCACAUCUGGGCGUGUCCUCCCAGUGAAGGAGACGACUACAUCUUCCACUGCCAUCCUCAGGACCAGAAGAUCCCCAAACCCAAGAGGCUUCAGGAGUGGUACAGGAAGAUGCUGGACAAGGCCUUUGCAGAGAGGAUUCUGCAUGAUUACAAGGACAUCUGCAAACAGGCGACAGAGGACCGCCUGACCACCGCCAACGAGCUGCCGUACUUCGAAGGAGACUUCUGGCCCAACGUGCUGGAGGAAAGCAUCAAGGAGCUGGAGCAGGAGGAGGAGGAGCGGAAGAAGGAGGAGAACACUGCUACCACUGAAACUCCAGAGGGUACACCAACCGACAGCAAAAACGCUAAGAAGAAGAACAACAAGAAGACCAAUAAAAACAAGAGCAGCGUGAGCCGAGCCAAUAAGAAGAAGACUGGGAUACCGAAUGUAGCCAAUGAUCUGUCCCAGAAGCUUUACGCCACCUUGGAGAAGCACAAGGAGGUGUUCUUUGUGAUCCACCUCCACUCCGCUCCCAUGGCCAACACCCUGCCGCCCAUCGUGGACCCCGACCCCAUGCUCUCCUGUGACCUAAUGGACGGCCGCGAUGCCUUCCUGACUCUGGCCCGGGACAAACACUGGGAGUUCAGCUCCCUCCGGAGGUGCAAGUGGAGCACCAUGUGCAUGCUGGUGGAGCUGCACAACCAGGGCCAGGACCGCUUUGUCUACACCUGCAACGAGUGCAAACACCACGUGGAGACUCGCUGGCAUUGCACUGUGUGCGAGGACUUUGAUCUAUGUAUUAAUUGCUACAACGUGAAGGGCCACGAGCACCAGAUGGUGAAAUGGGGCCUCGGCCUGGACGAUGACGGCAGCGGCCAGAGUGGAGAGGCCUCCAAGAGCCCGCAGGAGAGCCGGCGCCUCAGCAUCCAGCGCUGCAUCCAGUCCCUGGUCCACGCAUGUCAGUGUCGCAACGCCAACUGCUCUCUGCCGUCCUGCCAGAAGAUGAAGCGAGUGGUGCAGCACACCAAGGGCUGCAAGCGCAAAACCAACGGGGGCUGCCCCGUAUGCAAGCAGCUCAUCGCUCUGUGCUGUUACCACGCAAAGCACUGUCAGGAGAACAAGUGUCCCGUCCCGUUCUGCCUGAACAUCAAGAACAAGCUCCGCCAGCAGCAGCUGCAGCACCGCCUGCAGCAGGCGCAGCUCAUGAGGCGGAGAAUGGCCUCCAUGCAAGGCAGAACCAUGCCGCUACCGUCCCCCCCGGCCUCUGCUGCCCCCAGCACUCCCAGUGCCCACACCCAGCCCAACACACCUCAGACCCCUCAGCAGCCGCUUUCCAACCAGCCGCAGACCCCCAACUCGGCAGGCGUCAUGUCCCCAACUUUUCCCAACGUUCCUCGCAACGGGCAGCCUCAAGCACCGGUGUCCCAGGGCAAGCCCGGACCCCAGGCUUCCCCCCUGCACCAGCAGCAGUCCCCUCUCCCCCAGCCCCCACUCCCUCAGCAGCUCCAGCAGCAGCCGCCCCUCGCUGCAGUCAAGAUGGCGCGGCACAUCGAGAUGAUGGCACAGGCCCAGCAGCAGAACCAGCAGAACUACCGGGUCAACAUGAACGGCUUAACCAUGAACCCCCAGCAGCCUCAGCAGCGCAUGCCCGGGCCGAUGCAGCCGCCCAUGCAGAUGGUGCCGGGCCCCCGAGGACCCCAGGUCAUGCAGCCCGGCAUACAAGGUCAGUGGCCAGGAGCCGCGGGGCCGAUGCAGGCGGUUCAGAGCCAACAAGUGGGCCUGGUACCAGGCCAGGCGCCGCAGCAGGCCCUGAGCAUGCAGCGAGGCCUGAUGGUCCCGGGGCAGCAGCCGGGACAGAGGAUGAUGAUUCCCCAGCAGCCUGGUGCUCGGCUACAAACGCCCCAGAGACCGGGAGCCAUCGCACCAAACGCCCUGCAGGACCUGCUCCGCACGCUCAAGUCUCCGAGCUCCCCCCAGCAGCAGCAGCAGGUUCUCAACAUCCUCAAAUCAAACCCUCAGCUGAUGGCUGCUUUCAUCAAACAGCGAACAGCCAAGUACCACGCCAACCAGCCGCAGCAACCGCAGCAGGCGGGUCAGCAGCCGCAGCAACCAGGCAUGCCAGGGAUGCAGACCAUGGCCCUGCCAGGGGGGGCAGUCCAGAGGCCGGCGAUGCCCCCCCAGCAGCCGCAGCAGCCCCCUGCACAGGGCUUGGCUGCAUUAGGUGCCCAAGGGAUGAUCAACGCAGCCCACACCAACCCACAGAUCCAGGAGCUCUACCGUCGGCAGCUUUUAAGACAACAACAACAGCAACAACAACAGCAACAACAACAGCAGGGGGUGAUGCCUCAGGGCCAUCCAGGCCAGUUCCCGGCUCAGACGCAGGGCACGGCAGCGACAUACUCCCAGCUCCGCAUGCAGCAGCAGCAGAUAGCCAUGCAGGCCAAUGCAGGAGCCGCCGGGGGGCCCAUGGGACCACUGCCCCCCAUGGCUCAGAUGGCCCAGCCCGGCAUGGUGACGGACUCCACCAAGGCCUUACUGCAUCAGAGAAUGCUCCAACAGCAGCAGCAGCAGGCCAUCCUCAAGCAGCAGAUGGGCUCUCCUGCACAGCCCGGUCCCAUGAGCCCCCAGACCCACCUGCUGGCUGGCCAGCCCCAGGGUGGAGCCCACCUCCCCGGACAGCCCACACUAGUAAACGUCCUCAACAACCAGGUCCGCUCCCCCGCCCCGGUCCAGUCCCCCUGUCCGCCCUCGCAGCAGCAGCCCCAGCAGCCGCGGCCACAUUCCAGCCCCUCCCCGCAGGUCCAGCCCCAGCCCUCGCCCCAGCACCCGCACCACUCUGGUUCCCCCCACCCGGGACUAGGGGGCCCGCUCUCAGGGUCCCUGGAGCAAGGACAUGGGACACCAGAACAAAGCGCUAUGCUCCCGCAGCUUAACACGCCCAACAGAGGGGGGCUGAAUAGUGACUUGGGUUUGGCGGGAGACGCUACAGGGGACACUCUGGAGAAGUUUGUGGAGGGAUUGUAGCAUUUUUGCUCGGAACUAAAAAAAAAAACACAAUCUCCAUCCCCACUCUAUUUUUCCUCGGACUCUUUGUCCGAUGGAGGGCUUUGUUUGUUCUUUCUAAGGUUGAGAGCAUUUUUUUGUACUGACAUGUAAAAAGUUUCAACUGUUGUAAAAAAAGAAAUUUGGUCGAGGAAAAAAAUAACAAAAAAAAAGCUAAAACUUCGAGGGAAUGUAAUUGUUUCCUAAAAGUUGCUUCUCAAAUGGAAUUUAAAUCACAAAGAAUAUAUUUUUUGGUUGAGACCAAAUGUGUUCAAUACUCAAUUUAUUUUUGGUUUGUUUUUGGUAUGUUUUCAUGCCUUUCUCCUUUCUUUUUUAAAAAGAAAAUGUACAAUUGCAUUAUAUUAUUCAUAUCUUUUUAUUUUGUACCUUUGGAAAAUAAACUUAAAUAAUUGUUGUGUUGAAACUGUAAAAUAAUUUGUCUGGGAAUUUGGGCCAGGUUUUCGUUCUUUUCUCAAGCUGUUAUUCCUGGCAAUUGUAAUCUAGUGUUGUACGAUUACUCCGAAACGAUGCGUUCAGGGACCGCUCCCCUCCUCGUUGUGUGUAUGAAGAGCACUCAGUUGUAUUGAAAUAGGAAAUGGACUGCGGCGGUUGUUUUAUACACGGGCAUGUACACGGGCGCACAUGAAGACACUCACACAAACCCUCACUGUCACCGAAAUAACGUCAGCUGGUUUCACAAACACAGAAAACAAGGACUGCAACCUACAUCUCAGUUGCCUGGAAAUGGGAAAACGUUGUCUUGCUGGUGUGGAACAUUGUUGCUUUGACAUUAAAAAAAAUAAUUUGUCAUACAAAUGUUGUAAAGUGUGAGAAAGAGACCAGCCCCCUAAGCUGAGGUGGAAUGAUCACUGGUUGUUUGUCGGACACAUCUCUGACGGAGCCACAUCCUCUAAAUGUUACACUAAGCUGUGUGCGAUAGAGAUGAAAGGCACGUUUGAGAUUCACCCUGAGGAAUAUUUCAUCAACUCUCAUUCCGCUCACUAAAACUUGAAUUGGGGGGAUUUACUUUUUCUCCUAUUGUAAAUCAAGUUAAGAAAAAUACUAUAAAUAUAAGGAAGAGAGAUGAAAUCACUGUAUAAACUGGUUAAAGACUCAUUUCUUACUUAUAUACCAUAUUGUUAAAUAAACUGUGCAGCAGAAUAUCUCCAGUACUCUGUUGACCAAAUAAUGAAGCAUCA
Messenger RNA from Gymnodraco acuticeps, 9139 nucleotides. It is a transcript of the gene crebbpa, whose product is annotated as CREB binding protein a. Lineage: Eukaryota; Metazoa; Chordata; Actinopteri; Perciformes; Bathydraconidae. Gene Ontology annotation, biological process: positive regulation of transcription by RNA polymerase II. Gene Ontology annotation, molecular function: histone acetyltransferase activity; transcription coactivator activity; chromatin DNA binding. Gene Ontology annotation, cellular component: histone acetyltransferase complex; transcription regulator complex; nucleus. The record is from RefSeq and is a predicted model, not a curated record.